CAGAAACGCAACCUCGACCUGUGUCCGCAGCUUUGCGCCCCCUUCCAUAUAAAAUCCUUUCCUCCCCCCCCAAACAUCCCCCGUUGAUGACCUAGCUUGCCCAUACACUACAACUCGGCCCUCCACGUCGGUUGGCUCGACUCCCCACUCGUUACAGCCGCAACACCAUCGCCAUCGCCAUCGCCAUGAUUGUCCCGCUGUCCACCUUGGCCCUGGGGCUGCUCUCCGCCGCACCGCUGGCCCACGGGCUCUCCCCCUCUGAUAUCCCCGCCGAUAGACCCGUGUCGCAGCUGAUCAAAGACGCAAGCGUCAAGCUUGCCUCCGGAAAUACCCAAGAAGCCCUUACCUACUUCGACGUCGCCAUCUCGCGCGAUCCUCAAAACUACCUCACCUACUUCCGCCGUGGCGCCGCUUAUCUAUCCUUGGGGAAAGCCGCACAGGCAAAGAGCGAUUUUGAUAAGGUACUGGAGAUCAAGCCCGGUUUUGAGGGCGCAUUGGUACAGAGAGCGAAGAUUAGGGCGCGCGAGGCCGACUGGGCAGCGGCACGCAAAGACUACGAGGCCGCUGGCAAGACCGAAGAGAUAAGGGAACUCGAGGAAGCUCAGGGGGCAGCUGUGCUAGCCAAGGAAGCAGCAGAGAAGGGCGACUGGGACGCUUGCAUCACCCACGCCGGAGUGGCCAUCCUGGUCGCUGGUGCCGCUUAUGACAUCCGGAAAACAAGAGCAAAGUGUCGUUUCGAAAAGGGCGAUGUCGUAGAAGGCAUCGGCGAUCUGCAACACCUCUUGCAGAUCAACACGGGUGAUAUCGGUCCUUAUCUUCAGAGCUCCGCCAUGGCCUUUUACUCCUUGGGUGAAACGGACAAAGGCCUCAAGCACGUUGCACAAUGUCUGCAGUCAGAUCCGGAUUCCAAGAAAUGCAUGAAGCUGCGGAGACGUGAGAAGAACCUGGAUAAGCAGACCAAAAAGCUCAGACAGCUGUUUGAGAAGAAGCAAUACGUAGCCUCCGUCAAGAUGCUGGUCCCCAAGGGCGACCAGCCAGGCCUCUUGAAGGAGAUCAAAGAUGGCUUCGAGGAAUAUGUCAAAGAGGGUUAUAUCUAUCGAAACUCGCCGCAAGGUCUAUACUCAAGUUUUGUGGAGAUGGCGUGUGAAGCAUACAGUGAGAUGACCAAUAAGGUGGAAAAAGCAACUCCGUACUGCAAGGAAGCGCUACAAUACAACCCCAACUCGCUCUACGGCCUUCUCAACCAAGCCCAACGCGAACUGGACGCCGACGACUUCGAAGCCGCUAUUCGUACCCUCGACGCUGCAAAGGAGCACCACGGCCACACGAAUAAGGUACAAGAAAUGCUUCAGAAAGCACAUAGUCUUCUUAGGCGCUCCAAGCAGAAAGACUACUACAAGGUCCUCGGUGUUUCCCGUGACGCCGACGAGCGCGACAUCAAGAAAGCCUACCGCAAGCUCUCCAAGCUGUACCACCCAGACAAAGCCUCCGCGAACAAUCUCACCCCCGAAGAAGCCCAGAAGAAGAUGGCUGCCGUCAACGAGGCAUACGAGGUCCUCUCCGACCCGGAGCUCAAGCAGCGCUUCGACAACGGCGACGACCCGAACAACCCCCAGCAGCAGCAGAAUCCGUUCCAGGGCUCACCGUUCGGCGGGUUUGGCGGCCAAGGGCAGCAGUUCUUCUUCCAUCAGGGAGGAGGACAGGGUGGAGGAUUCAAGUUCCAGGGAUUCCCUGGUGGUGGAUUUGGCUUUUAGGAGAGCACCGGGAGAAAUGGCGUUCGGGAGGAUACAGAUGAAUAGUGCGCAGGUGCAUAGUGCAUGCAUUGCGGCUGCUUUGAGGUAUUCGUGUUUGUGGCAUUGCUUGGGCGUUCGUCAAGGUGGGUUUGUAUGAUAUCCUUUUUGCUUAAAUGGGAGGGGCGGUAGACUCUCAUUAGUAGAUGGUUCUGUGGUGUAUUGUCACAGUGAAUUGUUAUAUCUAUCAGCCAGUUAGGCGAAAAGCUCUCCUGCUUUUAAGGCUCAAUGUGAUGGUCCCGUUGACCAUUUGCAGACUCCGGCUGUCUAAUUCAACUUGUCAAGUC
Messenger RNA from Westerdykella ornata, 2077 nucleotides. Its product is annotated as DNAJ domain-containing protein. Gene Ontology annotation, cellular component: endoplasmic reticulum. The record is from RefSeq and is a predicted model, not a curated record. The coding region runs from base 186 to 1754 and encodes 522 amino acids. Lineage: Eukaryota; Fungi; Ascomycota; Dothideomycetes; Pleosporales; Sporormiaceae. Gene Ontology annotation, molecular function: protein-folding chaperone binding; misfolded protein binding. Gene Ontology annotation, biological process: protein folding in endoplasmic reticulum. The transcript has 2 exons.